AUGGCCAACGGGCAAGCCCACUCUACCGCGUCCCUCUUGGGUCUGGCUCAGAACAUUCUCGAGCUCACCCAGAAUAUGACGACAUACAUCCAGGCCAACAACCUCGACGCUCCCAGCUUCGCUCUUGACUCCCAGGAUCCACCCAACACUCCGGAAUAUCGCACUAUUCACGCUGCUCUCAAGACCAAUUUGGAAGAUCUCCAACGUCUCAUCGACGGCCCCCGGAAGUGGCUGCGGGAGUUUUGUUGCACCGGCUAUGACCUCGGCGCCCUUCAGGUCGCGCUUGACUUCAAAUUUUUCCAGUUGGUGCCGGCUCAUGGAGAAAUCCCUCUCGACGACUUGGCCAAGAAGGCCGGGCUUGACGUUGAUCGCACCGGUCGUGUUGUUCGCCAGCUCAUGACGUACCGCAUCUUCGAUGAACAUCGUCCUCGAGUCAUCUCCCACAGCUCCGCCUCUCUUUUGAUGCAGCAGGACGAGGAGCUGCGGAGUGUGGUGCACUACUCGCUCGAUGAGAUGCUGAAGGCGGCUGCCGAUUGCAACAUCACUUUCAAGGCGCACCCCUACGAGGCGCACCAAAAUCUCAACCCUUUCGUCACGCGUCAUGGCGUUGGGAUCUUUGAGUUCUACAAGAACAACCCCGAUAAAGCCCGCCGGUUCGCGAAAGCCAUGGCCGGUCUGAGACAGAUGGACCGCCAUCUCGAUUUCCUGCUUCAAGAUGGUUUCAACUGGUCUGAGCUCAAGGGUACUGUCGUCGACUGCGGUGGCGGCAACGGUCACAUUUCCAAGAGUCUGGCCCAGAUGUAUCCGAACCUGAACUUCAUUGUGCAAGACUCGAACGCCGACAUGCUUGACGAGGGCAAAAGCUCGCUUGCUGGUGAACUUCGGGGCCGCGUCAAGUAUUCUCAACACAGCUUCUUCGACCCCCAGCCGGUCGAAAACGCUGCGGCUUUCUUGAUCCGCCAAUGCACGCACAACUGGGCUGACAAGGACGUGGUCACCAUUUUCAAGUCGUUUGUCCCCGGGCUGCUGAAAUCCAGCCCAGACACCCCCCUGCUCAUCAACGAUAUCAUCAUCCCCGAGCCGGGCACCUGGCCACGCCACCAGGAGCGUGUCGUGCGGCAGGUGGACAUGGUCAUGCUGGUCAACUGCGGUGCCAAGCAACGCACGCGGGCCGAGUUUGAGACGCUGCUGAAGGAAGCGGAUCGCAGAUACGAGAUCCGCAAUGUCUUUGACAACGGCCCGCUUGGACUUCUCGAGGUUUACCUGAAGAGAUCUUGA
Chaetomium fimeti is the source of this 1278-nucleotide messenger RNA. RefSeq names its product S-adenosyl-L-methionine-dependent methyltransferase. The coding region runs from base 1 to 1278 and encodes 425 amino acids. The record is from RefSeq and is a predicted model, not a curated record. Gene Ontology annotation, molecular function: O-methyltransferase activity. The transcript has 2 exons. NCBI's taxonomy places the organism in Eukaryota, Fungi, Ascomycota, Sordariomycetes, Sordariales, Chaetomiaceae.